AUGAGCUAUACCAAUUUCUUAAGUGGUGUUGUCUAUGGAAAUACUGAAAACUUCACAGGCGUAUUCUCAGGCAAUGUCGAGUCUCUAAGAAAAUCGCCUCACAUGUUGCUGCAAUGUUUCGUGAUAUGCCUCCUGGCAAUGCCCGUUCUCACAGGUCCUGGUCGAAUCUGCCCAAUGGAGUGCACUUGCAAAAUAGAUGAACAAAAUCGGCGGCAGGUUAUUUGCACAAAAGGUGGUCUCAGCGCUAUGCCAGUGGGACAAAUUGAUAGUGAUGUGCGUGUUAUUAUCAUAAAAGGCCCAGGAAACACCAUUACAAUUGGCAACUUCUUACAAAAAUUUAGACACCUUGAAGUGCUGCGCAUUACCGACUCCCAAAUACCAUCAAUGGGCUCCGAAUGCUUCUGGGGUUUAAUCAAACUACGUAUACUAGGUGAGUAG
Molecule: messenger RNA, 438 nt
Organism: Rhagoletis pomonella (apple maggot)
Lineage: Eukaryota; Metazoa; Arthropoda; Insecta; Diptera; Tephritidae
Exons: 4
Coding region: 1-438 (145 amino acids)
Source: RefSeq, a predicted model, not a curated record